This is a messenger RNA of Struthio camelus australis, 4221 nucleotides long. The record is from RefSeq and is a predicted model, not a curated record. Lineage: Eukaryota; Metazoa; Chordata; Aves; Struthioniformes; Struthionidae.
CAUUUCAGAUUCUGUUUCAGCGUAAAAGUAAGAUUCACAGGACUCUUCUAAGAUGUCUUACAGAAAGGAGCUAGAAAAAUAUCGAGACCUGGAUGAAGACAAGAUCCUUGGAGCUCUGACAGAGGAGGAGCUCAGGAAGUUGGAAAAUGAACUGGAAGAGCUGGAUCCUGAUAAUGCGCUGCUGCCGGCAGGCCUCCGACAGAGGGACCAGACCCAAAAGCCACCAACUGGCCCAUUCAAAAGGGAGGAACUCAUGGCCCACCUAGAAAAGCAGGCAAAAGAUGUUAAAGACAGAGAAGACCUGGUUCCUUUCACAGGAGAAAAGAGAGGAAAAGCUUGGAUCCCCAAGCAGAAGCCAAUGGAUCCUGUUUUGGAAAGUGUGACGCUGGAGCCGGAACUGGAGGAAGCCCUUGCCAAUGCCUCUGAUGCAGAGCUCUGUGACAUUGCUGCCAUCCUUGGCAUGCACACCUUGAUGAGUAACCAGCAGUACUAUGAGGCACUAGGGAGCAGCACAAUAGUGAACAAAGAAGGGCUCAACAGUGUGAUUAAGCCCACACAGUACAAACCAGUUCCUGAUGAAGAACCGAACUCAACAGAUGUGGAAGAGACUCUGAAACGAAUACAAAGCAAUGACCCUGACCUUGAGGAAGUCAACCUUAAUAAUAUUAGGAAUAUUCCCAUCCCAACUUUAAAAGCCUGUGCCGAAGCACUGAAGAAUAACACCUAUGUAAAGAAGUUCAGUAUAGUUGGAACAAGGAGCAACGAUCCGGUUGCUUUUGCACUGGCAGAAAUGCUGAAGGUCAAUAACACCUUGAAGAGCCUGAACGUGGAGUCAAACUUCAUUUCUGGAUCAGGGAUAUUGGCUGUUGUUGAAGCACUCCAGUAUAACACAUCACUCAUAGAGCUUCGAAUCGACAACCAGAGCCAGCCUCUGGGCAACAAAGUAGAAAUGGAAAUCGCAAAUAUGCUGGAAAAAAACACCUCCCUGCUGAAGUUCGGUUACCAUUUCACUCAGCAAGGCCCCCGGCUGCGUGCAUCUAAUGCCAUGAUGAACAACAAUGACCUAGCUCGCAUUCAUCGAUGUGAUGGUCUCUGGCAAUAGCUUCUCAGCUCUACACCUGGACAAUUGAGGAAGAGAAGACUUGCAGAGCUGAACGGGCCUAUUUUUCCCAAGUGCAGAACUGGAGUGUAGCUCCUGGCUACGGAGGUCGUUCCCGGUGAUCUGUGCUACACUGUGGAAAUCUAAAGGCAACAAGUGCCUUGACAGAGUAUUCGUGGUGACUCGGUUCUGUGUUUUGCACUAACAGUUUAAAUUAACUAGUGGCUGUAGUUGAAGAUUUUAUCCAGUAGGACUAUUGUUGUUUUCUGUAGAGCUGGAAACUAUUCAAGCCAGUAACAACCUGCCAAUUUUAAGCAAUCUUGGGUUAGCGUACAUCCCAGUGUAAACGUGAUUAUUAAUUAACCUAGGACCUAAUUUUUCUAUAAACUUCCUGCACGGUGUUUCAUAUAGUUAGGAUGUGGUAUGCAUGAGUGAAAAAUACUAGUUCCACACAAAUUAUAGAAGUAUUAAAAAAAUACUUUAUUUUUUUUUUCAAAUCGAUCUCAAGUAACUAGAGAGAAGCAACUAGUUUAACAAGUACUUCUACUAUCCUGAAAUAUAGUAAAUGUAAGGAGUUGUGAAUUACAAUUUUUAUUAACUUUUGCUAAGUCAGUUAGUUGGAGAUGCUGUUUCAAAUGCAUCCUUGUUUCUUAAAAAAAAAGAUGGAUUUUUUCUCCCCACACAAAUUAAAAGGAACAUAAGGCCACCAAUUACAAUAUAAUGGAUUCUCAAAAACCGAGCACUGUAGGAUGGAUUAAUAUCCUCUUAUCCUAUGCAUGUCUGAGUAAAACCUCCCCCAUUAGAGACACAGAGAUGUGUCUCUAACGCCACAGAGAUGGCCAAACUAAUCAGCAGUCCCAGGGUCCUCUCUUCGAACUCCCACUGCCUUCAAUUUUGUAAUGUUAUAAAUGUGAUCAGAGCCUUACCAGUCAUAUGUUAACUCCUCACUCUUCACUGUUCUGACUAAUGACCCUGCCUAAUGACCUAAUUAAACGUGGUUCUACUAGCGAUUGUUUCUCCUGCUACCAUCCCUCACAUCUGCAUAAAUGCAGCACUAAACAGCAUGCCAUAGCAAAGGUGUUGCUUGAAAUAAUCUGACUCUGAACUUCUGCUGCACACAGUCGGACAGUUUCUGUUAGCAAGUCUACUACCCAUCAUCUAGCCUGGGAGGAAUUCCCCAUAGGUUUAUGUAGCUCUCAGACACGCAGUGGAAGGGACCCAGGACUAUCCCAUCCAAAACUCCUGCUGUUGACUUGGAUGGGAUCCUGCUUGAUAGGAAGGGUCUCCCUGGCAGAAGUGCUCUCAUACCAAAGCCUUACUCUUGCUCUGAUGACAUGUUCUAGCAGAUGUUCUCACUUACUAGCAAUCUGUCUGCACACAUCUGUUAAGAGUGUUCAGCAGCCUUUACACAUAUUCCUGCAAAAGUCCCACAGAUUUCAACAGAGCCUCUGCACAAAUACCACAGAGGAUUUGGUUCUGACCAAUGACAUUACACUGGCAACAACGUGGGAGACAUAUUUGGUACUCUUUAAAUCUUAAUAAACGUGUCAGCAGUGUCAAAUAAAAAGCUUCCCUACAGCUUCCUUUUUUUACUCCGUAAGUUCCGUUUCAGAAGAUGAAGCGUACAGAAGAAAAGGGCAUGCUUAUACGAAAAACAAACUGGCUGUCAAAUAGCUCCUUCCUACCAUAUGCACUGCAAGGACAUUAAACAGUCAAGUAAAGCAUCAAACCAGAGCCACACAGUUUCAGCUAAGCCUUACACUCAGAUUCGCAUGGUACAAGCUCAGCUCUCCCACAGGCUUAAAAAGAACAUUAGAAAAAAGCAUCUUAUGGCUGGGAAAUCCUGAUGGCAGUAAUAAAGUCAGACAUGCAAGGAGAUGCAACCACCUGACAGGGAGCACUGCUAUAGAUCUGACAGCACCGUUUUGUCUUGAAAGGAAAUAAAAUAGCCCUUAAAAACAGAUCCCCAAAUUGCUGUAUCAGCAUCCAAACUAACUAUGUGGUCCAAAGGUACAUUGGGACUGCACAGUUAAUGGGAUCACUCCCGGGUCCUCAGCUGAUCCUCACAGAGCUGCAAGUGAGAGAACGCAACUGAACUGAGAGUUGCGUAGCAGCAAUGAGGCCACGCUGAGAGGCAUGAGGCUUUGUGAUGCAAGGCAUCAAGCUGUGCAGCUGCGAAGCUACAGAACAGUGACGGAUAGAACAAAUGGAUUCCUGUUUCAUUCAAACAGCUCUUCAGGAAAAGGGGAAGAAGCCGUUUGGCAGCAGCAGCCUCUGGCAGUCACAGCCAGUCCUGCUUAACUCCUGCCUCUCCUGCAGCAAUGCCAUACAGCACUAACGUGCCUUCUCUAAGGUAUUACAACAGACCGAGGUGCCUGGGUCUCAGCACACUUAUUUCACAUUUUGCACUUAUUUGUAUUAAUUUGACAAAAGUAAGCCAGAGGCCAGGAUACAUGGCUCAUAGCUGACAUGCAAGAGUCUAAUGCUAUAUCUCAUUCCUCCCCUCCUGUCUCUGCAGCAGUGGGAACCUGGCUGUCUGGGUCUCCAUCCAUUCAUCUCAAACCUUUCCAACAGGUCCUAAGGCUCGUUUCUGCCUUUGAGUUCUGCCUUUGAGGUAGACUGGCCACGUGCCAGGAGCUCUCAGUAGAACUGUUACCUUGUAACCGUGUCUACCAUGUGACAGGCAGUUAGCUAGGUUCCAGCAUUUACUUCUGUGGAAUUAAGGGCCUCUGACAUACAAGUGAAGAGUAUUUGUGCAGUACUUCAAAAAUUAUGAUGGAAGCACCAGAAGUUAUUUAUCAUGUUAGUAACUGCAGAACCUUACAUAUAAAAUUUAGUCUACCUUCUUGCCAUUCUGUACUAAGAAAUGAUAUGAAAGCAGCCUUCCAAUGGAUUACAGACUUCCUGAUAAAUUAUAAAAUGGUGGGCUUUUUAGCCUAAUACCCCAGAAAAAGAUGCAGCACAAUACACAAGUUGGGGCACUUUCAUCAGUGUUCUAGGCCAGGCCUGCAAGGGGAGCUUGCAUGGUCUACCACAAAUAUUCCAGUUCUCAAAAGCACAUAGGUAAGCUGGCUAGCAGAGCCUGGGAGGUAAGGUGCCAGGGGAGUCUGGAUCCUGCCAGG